AUGACAGCCAUCGGCGAGCAGUUGGCGAUAUCCGUUAGCGACAUAUGUGCUGUCGAGUCAUUGCACACACACGUGUUGGUAACGGCUGUGAACGUUCGUCGAGGAGAAACGACAGACACUUGCCACCAGAAGGUCGCUCAUAAACUACCGUAUACCUUGUGGAUGCCGAAGAACUUCUCCAUUGAUUACCUCCUUUCGGAUUUCACCAACAGUUCAUCAGCGGGAUCACACAGAGAUGAAGAUGUCGUGAAACGAGAUGGUAUUCGUUUCAGGCUUGAAGGUGUUUCUUUAUGGAGACGUUUUCAUGCCCUCGGCACAGAAAUGAUCGUCACGAAAAGUGGAAGGAGAAUGUUCCCUGUAUUAAGUAUUUCAAUCUCUGGCCUCGAUAGCGAUGCCAGUUAUUCAUUGAUGGUGGAUAUGGAGUGUGUCGACAGUAAGCGCUAUCGGUAUUCAUUUCAUCAAAGCAAAUGGACAGCAACUGGUCCAGGUGAAGCAGAGCUACCGUGCAGGACAUUUGUUCACCCAGACAGUCCCGCCAAAGGUGCUCAUUGGAUGAAAGGAAGUAUUUCAUUUGACAAAAUAAAGCUUACCAAUAAUCAAUUGGAUCAAAAUGGUCACAUAAUCGUCAAUUCGAUGCAUCGCUAUCUGCCUCGAAUCCAUCUGGUUCGGCAUUCUGAUGAACAAGAAGAACAGGAUGGCAAAAAUAAUGAAGACCGUAUUACCGUAUCGUUUGAGGAGACUGUAUUUAUCGCCGUCACCGCAUAUCAGAAUCAUCGAGUUAGUGCUUCAGUGAUCUAA
This is a messenger RNA of Haemonchus placei, 798 nucleotides long. NCBI's taxonomy places the organism in Eukaryota, Metazoa, Nematoda, Chromadorea, Rhabditida, Trichostrongylidae. The record is from the annotation of a GenBank genome assembly.